This is a messenger RNA of Lactuca sativa (garden lettuce), 681 nucleotides long. RefSeq lists its product as uncharacterized. Lineage: Eukaryota; Viridiplantae; Streptophyta; Magnoliopsida; Asterales; Asteraceae. The record is from RefSeq and is a predicted model, not a curated record. Gene Ontology annotation, molecular function: nucleic acid binding.
AUGGUCGUGGUGAAGUUUCUUAAAAGGCUAUUCUCUAUGUUUGGGGUCCCAAAGGCAUUAAUAAGUGAUAGGGGAACCCACUUUGCAAAUAAUCAACUAAUUUUGGAAAGAUCAGUGGGUAGCAAUAGGAAAUAUUGGGCGGAUAAAUUGGAUGAUGCACUUUGGGCAUUCCAGAUUGCAUUCAAGACACCCAUUGGAACCACACCCUAUAGGCUAGUCCAUGGUAAAAACUGUCAUCUACCGGUGGAGCUUGAACAUAAAGCUUAUUUCGCUUUGAAAACAUGUAAUUUUGAGCUAAGUGAGUUGCGUGCCAAUCGAAUUUUGCAAAUGAAUGCUUUGGAAGAAUUGAGGAACGAGUCUUACACCAACUCGUUGAUUUAUAAGGACAAGACAAUAAGGUGGCAUGAUGCAAGGUUGAAUGGUAACAAGGAAUUUGAAGCUAACCAGAAAGUUCUUUUGUACAAUUCAAGACUAAAGCUCUUUCUGGGAAAACUAUGCACUCUUUGGUCCAGGCCUUUUACAAUCAAACAUGUUUAUCCAUACGGGGUGAUUGAGUUAUGGAGCAAGGAUGGGUCGAGCUUUAAAGUAAAUGGGCAUAGAGUUAAGAAAUAUGAAGAGGGAGUGCCAAAUGAAGAAAUACUAGAAGAACGGUUGGACUUGGAGAAAGUCGCUGCAACGUAG